This is a messenger RNA of Papilio polytes (common Mormon), 3977 nucleotides long. RefSeq names its product tyrosine-protein kinase Src64B (gene Src64B). Gene Ontology annotation, cellular component: extrinsic component of cytoplasmic side of plasma membrane. Bases 355 to 1929 code for a protein of 524 amino acids. Gene Ontology annotation, biological process: innate immune response; cell differentiation; protein phosphorylation. The record is from RefSeq and is a predicted model, not a curated record. Lineage: Eukaryota; Metazoa; Arthropoda; Insecta; Lepidoptera; Papilionidae. Gene Ontology annotation, molecular function: ATP binding; non-membrane spanning protein tyrosine kinase activity; signaling receptor binding. The transcript is spliced from 7 exons.
GCCGCCGAUGUGUAUGGAUGUAUUUCGCUCGUUCCAUAAGCUUUUCGAGUUCGAGCUUUUUAUAACCAAUUUGUAUUGAAGUGUUAUCCUCGUUCGGUGCGCUGCAUUGUCCCGCGAAUACAAUAAAUAGGUGUUUGUGGUCAGUGUUUCCGAAUUAUUUUUCGGCUGUGUCUAUUGUUCGACGGUUAAACGUUAACGGUUUUUAAGUGUGCAUAUCAUCGUGGUUCUUUUUCUAAACUUUCGUGGUCGUGUUUAUAUUUCAACAUCGGAUAUUUCAAUGGAAUGAGUCAAACUGUUUAGGAUCUAAAUAAAUAACAGGAGCAGCUUGGCGCGGCGUAGCGGGCGGGCCGCGCCAUGGGUAACAAGUGCUGCAGCCGCCGCCAUGACCCAGACAGACCACUAGUGUACCCGGCGUACAAGAAAAAUGAGCCGGGCUUCACUACCUGCCCCUCGCUGGAGAAUCGCUACACCGGAGAGCCCAACAACCGCGUCGUGUCGCGCCGCCCCGCAGACAUCGUUCGCACACGCAACCCCGGCACAUGUAUAUCAAACGGCGGUAGACGUGUAGUGAAAGCAUUAUGCGCGUACACGGCGCGCGCGGAGUCCGAUAUAUCGUUCCGAAAGGGCGACCGGAUGGAGGUGCUGAGCGAUGCCGAGCCCGACUGGUGGCGCGUGCUGCACCUCACCACACGCCGCGAGGGUCUCGUGCCAGCUAACUUCGUCGCCGAAGAAAGCUCCGUAGAAUGCGAAGAUUGGUUCUUCCCGCACGUAUCACGGAAGGAAGCCGACAAGUUACUCUUAGCGGAGACGAAUCCCAGAGGAACAUUCUUAGUGAGACCAGCGGAGCACAAUCCACAUGGCUUCAGUCUCAGUGUCAAAGACUGGGAGGAGGGGAGAGGCUACCAUGUCAAACACUACAAGAUCAAACCUCUUGACAACGGAGGAUUCUACAUCGCCACCAAUCAAACAUUUCCCAGUCUUCCCGCGCUCGUAAUGUCAUACACAAAGAACGCGCUAGGGCUGUGCCACGUGCUCGCGCGGCCGUGCCCCAAGCCGGAGCCGCAGAUGUGGGACCUCGGGCCCGAGCUGCGCGACAAGUGGGAGAUCCCGCGCAGUCAGAUACAACUCAUCAAGAAGCUCGGCCAGGGGAACUUCGGGGAGGUCUACUACGGCAAGUGGUCCAAUAACAUUGAGGUCGCUGUUAAGACGCUAAGGGAAGGCACGAUGUCGACUCAGGCGUUCCUCCAAGAAGCGGCCAUCAUGAAGAAGUUCCGCCACAAGCGGCUGGUGGCGCUGUACGCCGUGUGCUCGCAGCAGGAGCCCGUCUACAUCGUGCAGGAGUACAUGUGCAAGGGCUCGCUGCUCGAGUUCCUCAGGAACGGCGACGGGAAGACCCUUCAAUUCGAGGACCUGGUGUACAUCGCCGCACAAGUCGCCUCCGGCAUGGCCUACCUCGAGUCCAAACUCCUAAUACACAGAGAUCUCGCCGCCAGGAACGUGCUAAUAGGAGAAAACAACGUCGCCAAAAUAUGCGACUUCGGUCUGGCGAGGGUGAUAGAAGAUAACGAAUACUGCCCCAAGCAAGGCUCCAGGUUCCCCGUCAAGUGGACCGCACCCGAAGCGAUCAUAUACGGUAGAUUCUCCAUCAAGAGCGACGUCUGGUCGUAUGGUAUCCUUCUAAUGGAACUGUUCACGUACGGGCAGAUACCGUACCCUGGGCUCCACGGGAAGGAGGUGAUAGAGCAGGUGGAGAGAGGGUACCGGAUGCCGAAGCCGGUGGGGCACUACCUGCCGGACGCUAUCUACGGGCUGAUGCUGCAGUGCUGGGACGCGAUCCCGGAGAAGCGGCCGACAUUCGAGUUCCUCAACCAUUACUUCGAGUCGUUCACAGUGACCAGUGAGACGCCGUACAGAGAAGUGCAAGACUAGUGCUGUGAUAUAGUGAAUUAAAUGUUGGACUUUUCACAAGUAUCGAGGUGAUUGUGCGCUUGCUGACGCUCCGCCUCCCUCGUGCCUCGUGCCUCGUGCCUCGUGCAGCCGGAGUGUGACAGACCUUUUGUGUAACUUGUAACGGACUGAGGGAAUUAUGAUGGAUGUGAGAUGCUAAUUUAAAAAAUUGCCACAUUUUUCUAAGCAUUUGUGAUUGUUAUGAAUCAUACUAUAGUAUUCUAAAAGAGUUUUAUACAUUUCUAAUUCAGACUGGGGUUUUUGACAAAAAUUAGAUCCGACAAUUAAAGUGAGUUUUGUAAAUUGCACACUCCAUUGUAAUUCCUUUUGUUUGGUAUUUUUAUACUCGAAUCUUUGACUUAACAAUACAGGAAUGUGGGAGCUUGUCAUUUUUUAUUAUCACGCCUUUUCUUUAGUUUGUGAUCGGCAGAUAUAUGAAGGGGCUUAAUGCUCCCGAGCGGUGAAAAGCACACGAGAAAAACACGGAUAAUUUGUUGUUAAGGAGAAUCAUAGUCUUGUGAAAACACUUUCUAUUUUCUUAUUUAUUAGCGGUAGCUUAAGCACGGUUUAGGAUAUUGUUUUGCGUAAUGUACAAAACUGAACUGUAACGAAUAAGCAAUAAGGUAUAAAAUGAGAUUGCGAUAUUUUCAUAUUCUAAAGUGAAAUGUGAUAUUUUUUCGUAUCACUUAAGUCCUUAAAGAUCGAUCUCAGUCCCAUACUCGAUGUUAUCACAGAGUAUAGAAACGUUUUACUACUCAUAUGACGUUAUUCCAUUUGUAUAAAGAAUAUCAUAGUUUUAACAUUCCUACAAAUGUAUGAAAAUGUCUAUUCUUUGCAAAACAAAUUAUUUGACAGCCUUUAACUAAAGGCUUUUUUAACUCCAAAGUCCCUUAUGUUAAAAAUUAAUCACAAUUUGUUUAAUGUAUAUUGAGUGUGUUUAUUUUAGAAAAAUCAUUUGACUAUAAGAUACUUUUUGUAAUCAGAAUAUUAUUUUAUUUUUAAUUAUGAAUCAUUAUUUAUAUUUCGUAUUUAGAGAGUUGUAUAAAUAAUUGUGUAUUAAGACUGACAUUAUUCAUUGGUCAUUUUAUUUUCAACCCUAUGUUUAACUGCAUAAAGUCUCUGUUCACCCGCUCACACCGAAGGCUCCUUUGCUUCUAAGAUCACUUCAGUAAACCCGUGCCUCAAUUACUUAUUUCGUUAGUUAAUUUCACUGCAAAGGGGCCAAAUACCGAAAUAUAUAAAGACUAGAUUUAGGACCAUAUACCAAAGAGUUUUUAUAUUAAGAGCGAUUUUAGAGGCGAAAUAUUUAAGUUCUAGAAUAAGACCUUAUGAUCCUCACCAGUUGACCAAUAAUCUCAAUUUUGACAUUUAUACAAGUAUUGCCAACAAAUGUAUUUAAAUAGUAUUGCUUCUAAUGAAGCAAUCGGAUUUUAACUAAAAAAAACUCGUAAAUAAAAAAGGCUUAUCAAAAUAAUCAUGUAACAUUCUGAUCAGGAGAUUUAAAUAUACUCGGGCAAACAUUUAGACGGAAAUACACAUGCCAGUAACUGGCAUGGCAAUUACUGGCACAAUUUGUUUGUCAAGAUUCGUACCUCUCAAAAUUAUUGUGCUACUGAAAAUCCAGUAGCUGGAUCCGGCUUGCAUGUGUAUCGCAUUUUGGAGAUUACAAUGACUGAUGGAUAGUUUAUACCAAUAACAUAAUCUCUGUUACUUUUGCUCCUUCCAAAAGUUUAUCACUAAUGCUUUAGUAACUGCGACCAAAUACUGAAACUAAAAUACUUCGUUCGUAAUCAAUCUGAUUAACGUCAUAAUAUGUAAGGAAUUUGUAGUGAAGCGUGGCCUUAUCAUUUACGCUGUUAGAUAUUCAAAUGUCGUUUCAGUAUUCGGCCGUUUCAUUUCCCAUUGUCCUAGAUUUGUAUAAAUCAUUGAAUAGUGUCUUAACAUUCCAGAUAUUCGAAACACAUUAAAUUUGGACACUUUUGUAUGAAAACGAUUAGGUUUGUAAGAUUUUGUACAUACAAUGAAAUAAA